AUGUAUUUCUCGUCGUCAUCAAAUUUACCAGCCUGGUACUAUUUAAAAGGACCAAGAUUCGGAGGCGAGAGCCCAGUACCGUUCUGUCAUUUCAAUUCUGUCAGAGCUUCUGAGAAACCAAUUUCAAAAUUUCCAAAAUUAAAAGUCAAACAACGAAAAAAGAGUCAUUGCAAAUUCAAGAUGCCGCAAUUACUAUUCCCAACCCGAAAAGCCCGUGUUCGAACAUCGAGCAACCAGGAUAAUAUGGGCACCUGCUUCUCAAACUUGAAAUCUGGAAAAGACGAGAGUUCGAUUGUCCGCGUCCAACAAGGACUUCUCGAAAGUUUUCGUGUCAAGACUCCAAAAGGAGAAGUGUGUGACGUCUUCCACGGAAUCCCAUACGCAGAGCCGCCAGUAGGAAAUCUCCGUUUCAAGAAACCACAACCUCCAAAGCCAUGGGACGGAAUCAAGAAAUGCAGUAAGUAUCCAAACAGAUCAAUUCAUAAAGAAAUGCCAUGGGAUAAAGCAUUACCAAGAGCAAAUCAAAGUGAAGAUUGUCUCUAUUUGAAUGUUUUCGCUCCAAAAAUCAGAGAUGACAAGAAGUACCCUGUCUUGUUCUACAUUCAUGGUGGCGGAUAUGUGAUGGAUUCUGCGGAAAGAUAUACUGCCAAGAACAUUUGCAGACUACUCGUAUCUCGAGAAAUCAUCGUGGUCACUUGUCACUAUCGUCUCGGAUUCCUGGGGUUCUUGUCAACCGGAGAUGACGUGUGUCCCGGAAACUUUGGACUGUUCGAUAUGCUGGAAGCGAUGCGAUGGGUUCAUUCCAACAUCGCCUCGUUCGGUGGGGACCCUGACAACAUUACACUUUCCGGACAGUCAGCCGGCGCUGCCGCCGCCGAUCUUCUAUCUUUCUCCCCACUCGCAAAAGGCCUCUUCAAUAAGAAAAUCGUGAUGGGUGGCAAUUCAUACUGUCACUGGGCAACAACAAGCAAGCAAGAAAUCAGAGAGUACUGUAAAAAGUGGGCGAAACGACUUGGUUGGAAGCCACAGUUGAACUACGCGUCGAAGAGAGAAGAGAGUCUCGACAUCUUCAAAUUCUUCAACGAAUUGCCCACUUCAAAACUCGGAAUGACCAUGUUCUUCUCUAACACCAUCUUUAAGGAAUGUCAGCUUCCUCUUGCUCCUGUUGUCGAUGGAGACAUCCUUCCUCAUAAUCUCAAGAUUCUUCGAGAGACUCAAGAACACGUACCAUCACUGAUUGGUGGUGGUGAAUACGAAGCCCUUCUUUUCUGUGCAAUUGGUUUGUUACGUGGUACCGAGAAGGAAAUUAACAGUGCGAUUGAUGUUUUGUCGAAGAAAAGCGGAUUGCCUCGGUCAAAAAUCGAAGCAAUGACCGAGAAAGUUUACGGGGACUCUCCCGCUUUGAGGGCUGAUUCGAAAGCCAGAAAACUAUUUUAUGUCAAUUUGAUCUCGGAUAUAUUCGCAAAUUACGGAAACUAUAGGUUCAUGAGAGACUGCCAACGUCGAGGAAUUGAAUGUUAUGGGUACUCGUUUGACCAUCAAAGCAAACAAAUGUGGGGAUGGCUACAACACGUGGUUCCAUUCACCGGUGGAACUCAUACUUCUGAACUUUCAUACCUUUUCGACUGCAAUUACAUGUCAGCGCCACUUGGAAUGAACAAGACCGACAAAGUUGUUAGUGAAAUGACCGCCGAUUACUUCACAAACUUCGUCAAGUUUGGAACUCCAAACGGGCCGAAUUCCCAAUUACCAGUUUGGGAACGGAUCUCAUCAGACGAUGACCAAAUGAAACUGUUCAGUAUCAAACCAGAACCAAUGAUGAAAUCAACUUUGUAUGGAGACCGUAUGGAGUUGUUCGAAGACCAUAUAGGAAUGCUUUACGAAGAAAAAGCAACAGCUCCAAUAACUCCACGUGGUGAUUUUGUUCCCAGCAUCGUUUCUUCUGGAAGUGACAACAGUUUGCAUAUUCUUGUUAGCUAA
Molecule: messenger RNA, 1980 nt
Organism: Caenorhabditis briggsae
Lineage: Eukaryota; Metazoa; Nematoda; Chromadorea; Rhabditida; Rhabditidae
Exons: 9
Coding region: 1-1980 (659 amino acids)
Source: RefSeq, a predicted model, not a curated record